Molecule: messenger RNA, 927 nt
Organism: Arabis nemorensis
Lineage: Eukaryota; Viridiplantae; Streptophyta; Magnoliopsida; Brassicales; Brassicaceae
Source: the annotation of a GenBank genome assembly
AUGAGUGAGGUCAAGGAUCAGAAGAGGAAGAGGAAUAGAAGCAAUGAGAAGAGUGUUGGGAAAGUAUUUCCUAACGAAGAGAAGCAGGAACAGCAACAAGGACAAGGACAAGGGAAUGGUAAUCCGAGCAAGAAGAAGAAAAGCCAAGAGGUUUUUCCUUUUGGAAAUUACAGAAACUACUAUGGUUACCGAAUUAGCCAUGAUAUGGAUGAGGAUCCUCGGCUUAAAGUUAUGAAGCAAGAAUGGUUUCAGGACAAGGACUGUCUUGACAUUGGCUGCAAUAGCGGGAUUAUGACUAUCCAUAUUGCUAAAAAGUUCGGUUGCCGCAGCAUUCUUGGAGUUGAUAUUGAUUCAAGCCGCAUUGAGGAUGCUCACUGGCAUCUUAGAAAGUUCGCCAGAAUGCAGAAUUCUGGUAAGCCAAGUGAAAAGAAAUCUAGUUCAGACGGUGCAGAUGAAGUACAUGGUUCAAAGGAGCAAUCUAUAUCUCUCUCCAAUGGUGAGACGAGGAUGGACAAGCCAGAAGUUAAAGACCUAUCUCAGAUUGUCUCGUUUCAGAAAGAGAAUUUUGUUCAAACUCGACAUCUUGACAACAAUCGUUAUGAUACAAUUCUAUGUUUGAGUGUGACAAAAUGGGUUCAUCUGAAUUGGGGUGACGAUGGUUUGAUCACCUUAUUUUCAAAAAUCUGGCGACUUCUUAACCCGGGUGGUAUUUUUGUAAUGGAACCUCAGCCUUGGAAAUCUUAUGAAAACAAUCGUCGUGUCUCAGAGACUACUGCAAUGAAUUACCGAAAUAUUGUUUUACGGCCAGAGCGUUUCCAAGAAAUUCUUCUUGAUAAUAUUGGGUUUAGAACAGUGGAAGAUCUUACAUCAAGCUUGUCCGGUGCAAACAAAGGGUUUGAUAGACAGAUCCUUGCAUUCCAGAAAUGA